This is a messenger RNA of Triticum aestivum (bread wheat), 2543 nucleotides long. Its product is annotated as oligopeptide transporter 4. Gene Ontology annotation, biological process: transmembrane transport. The coding region runs from base 102 to 2285 and encodes 727 amino acids. The record is from RefSeq and is a predicted model, not a curated record. Gene Ontology annotation, molecular function: oligopeptide transmembrane transporter activity. The transcript is spliced from 7 exons. NCBI's taxonomy places the organism in Eukaryota, Viridiplantae, Streptophyta, Magnoliopsida, Poales, Poaceae.
CUCAGAUUCCGGUCAAUGGAUCUCAACUAACCGCUUGCAUUUAUAGCCGCGACAACCUCGUUCUUGAACUGUUCAGACUCCGAUCUGUCUCGCGAGCCGCAAUGGAGAUCGAACGCGCCGGCGACGAGGACGACGCGUCUCCGGUGGAGCAGGUCCGGCUGACGGUGCCGGUGACUGACGACCACUCGCUGCCGGUAUGGACGUUCCGGAUGUGGACGAUGGGCUUCCUCUCCUGCGCCCUCCUCUCCUUCCUCAACCAGUUCUUCGCCUACCGCGCCGAGCCCAUCAUCAUAAGCCAGAUCACCAUCCAGGUGGCGGCGCUGCCGAUCGGGCACUUCUUGUCGCGGGUGCUGCCGGAGAAGAAGUUCAGGGUGUUCGGGCGGGAGUGCUCGGUGAACCCGGGGCCCUUCAACGUGAAGGAGCACGUGCUGAUCUCCAUCUUCGCCAACGCCGGAGCCUCCUUCGGCGGCGGCAACGCCUACGCCAUCGGCAUCGUCACCAUCAUCAAGGCCUUCUACAAGCGCAACAUCUCCUUCGUCACCAGCCUGCUCCUCGUCAUCACGACCCAGGUGCUGGGGUACGGCUGGGCAGGGCUGAUGAGGAAGUACGUGGUGGAGCCGGCGCACAUGUGGUGGCCGACGAGCCUGGUGCAGGUUUCUCUCAUGAGGGCGAUGCACGAGAAGGAGAAGCGGCGGAUGACGCGGGGCAAGUUCUUCCUGAUCGCGCUCAUCUGCAGCUUCGCGUGGUACACGGUGCCGGGGUACCUGUUCCCGACGCUGACGGCCGUGUCGUGGGUGUGCUGGGUGUUCCCCAAGUCCAUCACCAUGCAGCAGAUCGGGUCCGGCCUCAACGGGCUCGGCAUCGGCGCCUUCACCCUCGACUGGGCCACGGUGGUCUCCUGGCUGGGGAGCCCGCUGGUGACGCCCUUCUUCGCCACCGCCAACGUCCUCGUCGGCUACGUCCUGCUCAUCUACCUCAUGCUGCCCAUCGCCUACUGGGUGAUCAACCUCUACAGCGCCAGCAGCUACCCGCUCUUCUCCAACGAGCUCUUCGACGCCCACGGCCAGCUCUACGACAUCCACUCCAUCGUCAACGACAAGUUCGAGAUCGACAUGGACGCCUACGCGCGGCAGGGCAGGAUCCACCUCAGCCUCUUCUUCGCCGUCAGCUACGGCCUCGGCUUCGCCACCAUCGCCGCCACCUUCACCCACGUCGCAUGCUUCUACGGCAAGGAGAUGUACCAGAGGUUCCGGGAGUCGUACAAGGGCAAGAUGGACGUGCACGCGAGGCUCAUGAAGAGGUACGACGACAUACCGAACUGGUGGUUCUACAUCCUGCUCGCGGUGUCCAUGGCGGUAUCCUUGGUCCUCUGCACCGUGUUCAAGGAGGAGGUGCAGCUGCCGUGGUGGGGCCUCCUCAUUGCCUGCGCCAUAGCCUUCGUCUUCACGCUCCCCAUUAGCGUCAUCACCGCGACCACAAACACGACGCCGGGGUUGAAUAUCAUCACGGAGUAUUGCUGGGGUCUGAUCAUGCCGGGGAAGCCCAUCGCCAACGUGUGCUUCAAGGUGUACGGCUACAUGAGCAUGAACCAGGCCGUCUCCUUCCUCACCGACUUCAAGCUCGGCCACUACAUGAAGAUCCCCCCAAGAUCCAUGUUCCUGGUGCAGUUCGUGGGGACGGUGGUGGCGUCGACGGUGAACACGGUGGUGGCGUGGUGGCUGCUGACCACCGUGCCGCACAUCUGCGAGAAGGGCCAGCUCCCGGAGGGCAGCCCGUGGACGUGCCCGGGCGACCACGUCUUCUUCGACGCGUCCGUGAUCUGGGGCCUCGUCGGCCCGCGCCGCAUCUUCGGGCCGCUCGGCUACUACUCGGCGCUCAACUGGUUCUUCCUCAUCGGGCUAGCCGGGCCGGUGGUGGUGUGGCUCUUCGCCAAGGCGCUGCCGCGGCACGCCGGCUGGAUCAGCCUCAUCAACCUGCCCGUCAUCCUGGGGGGCACGGCCAUGAUGCCGCCGGCGUCGGCGCUCAACUACACGGCGUGGGGCUUCGUCGGCUUUGUGUUCAACUUUUUCGUGUUCCGGUACCGCAAGGGGUGGUGGAAGCGGUACAACUACGUGCUGUCGGCGGCCAUGGACGGCGGCGUGGCCAUCAUGGGGGUGCUCCUCUACUUCGCGCUCACCAGCUGGGGCCACCAGCUCGACUGGUGGGGCUCCAGGGGCGAGUACUGCGACCUCGCCGCCUGCCCCACCGCCAAGGGCGUGCUGGUGGACGGAUGCCCCGUCCUCUGAGACCGAGGGUUCAAGUCUUGAUCGACACAUGAAGCAUGCACCUAGCUUAGCUCUAGUAUAACGUGUAGAAUUAUAGAUUGUGUGUGCUGCUCUUUGUCAAUUGGAAAAUUAGAUUAUGUAGCUAUCAGAAUCAGACCGUUCAUUUCUUAGGUAUUAGAGCUGCGGUUUGUUUGAUGGGAGUGGAUGCCCGUCUGGUUUAAUAUUGUGUAAAGAUUGGAAAAUUAGCCUUGUUUCAUGAGACAAAAACCCUUGAGCCAA